UGUUGGGAUCAGAGGACGCAAAUCAAGUGAAACAAAUCUCCUGUCAGGAGAAAAGUUCAUGCUGGAGUUUUCAAAGACCUCAGAGGGCCUCAUGAAGUCCAAGCUGAAUAUGGAGAGUUUGACCAAGCCAGAGUUGCUGAUGCUUUUCAGCAUCCUGGAGGGAGAGCUGGAGGCGCGGGACCUGGUCAUUGAUGCCCUAAAGGCCCAACGUAAGGAGCUGUUUAUCCAGGAGCGCUAUGGCAGGUACAACCUCAGCGACCCCUUCCUGGCCCUACAGAGAGACAGCGAGGCUGUCGGGGACCUGAACAAGGACCCGGGCUGUUCCUCCUCCACCUCCAACCCUCUGGUGGUUCUCAAGUUGGUGGUGAGCCACUGCAGGAGGAUGCAGGAGAAGAUGUUGGCCCAGCUGGCCGCAGCGGAAAGCAGGCACCGAAGGGUCAUUGCAGAUCUGGAGGAGGAGAAGAGGAGGCAUGCCGAGGACACAGCCGAGGGAGAUGAUGUCACUUACAUCCUGGAGAAGGAGAGGGAGCGCCUACAACAACAGCUGGAGUUUGAGCGAAGCCAGGUCCGACGGUUGGAAAAAGAGCAGCGGAGGAUUACUGACCAGCUCGAAGAAGAACGGGCUCAGCACAAACAGCUCUCCUGCGCUUUGGCCAAAGAGUGCAAGUGGGCAAGUGCCAGAGCUCUGGAGGAGGGUCACCGUCUGACAGAGCUGAGCCGCAAACUUGACAAGGAGGCGGCAGCUUGCCAGGCCCUGAGAAAUGAGCUGGAGGAUGAGAGGAGGAGAGCCCUGAGGAUGGAGGCGAGGGUGGAGGAGCAGCUGGCCGAGUUCGACACAGAGCGAGAGCAGCUCCGCUCACGUUUGAAGAAGGAGGAAGCUCACUGCUGUCAGCUCCAACAACAGGUAGAAGAGCUGAGAAAGAAGCUGGAGGAGGGGAAUAUGACAAGAGAUGUUGGAGAGGCAGUUACAGCUCCAGUAGAGGCAGGAGGAAAGGAGUGGGCCACAAAAGUUUCUCCGGGAAAAUUAGCAGUAGACAUUGCAGUAGAGGACAUUGAGGAAGACAGAAGCCAGAAACCUGUGCAGCCAAAAGUUAACGGUCACCACUGUCCAAUGGAGACUAACGGGCAGCUCCACGGUCCAAAGAACACACUCUCAGAGAACAUCUGCCUACAGAAUGGGAUUGAAAAUUCUCCGAUCCAUCAGACCCAGACAUCAUUUCCCUCCACAAUCCCUCCUUCCUCCCCAUGUGUCUCGCCUGUCCUUACCAAACGCACACCAGGCAGCCCAAGCCCUGGCAGCUACCAGUCUCCCUACCAGGCCGGGAUCAACCAGCGCUUCCACGCUGCUCGACAUAAGUUCCAGGGUACCACAGACCCAGAGCCUCAGUCCCAAGCGCCACAGCCCGCUCUUCCUCUCUCGCCAAAGGACGUCCCCCCUGUGACCAGCAGCUCCUCCCCAGAAGCCAGCCCAGUCAAGCAGAUGGCUCGCAGCACAGUCACUCAAGUCCUAUCUCGCUUCACCACCGUCCAGCAGAGCGCCACGCCAAAGCUCAUGCCACCAAACAACUCACCCUUUGGCACAGACUACCGUAGCCUGGCAGCACCCUUGUCCCCGAUCAUUGGAAGGGCCGCAGCGGCGCUUCCACAGGGGAUCAGAUCACCCACCAUCUCCAGAGCAGACAGGGGAAACCCUCCACCCAUCCCCCCCAAGAAGCCUGGUCUGGCGCAGGCCCCUCCCUCCCCGGCCGCAGUGCCCAGGUCUGCCAGCCACUUCUCCGACAGCCCGCUGUCAGGCAGCUGUGGCCUCACCUCCAGCCAGGAGGGAGUCAAAGAACUAGACAUGGUGGUUUCUUCUAAUUAACGGAUUAGUCAAUAAUUUAGUCCGUUGCUGCUCUGGUUGUGACACGAUGGUUUAAUCCACAUCUCAUAAUUAUGAUGAUAUUAUUUUGUACAUGACAGGAUUUAUAUCCUAUGCUCAUUGAACAGAGGUCCCUUCAAACACUGUUAUUAAUGUAUUUAUUAGAUUGUUUUUCUUUUAAGUGCUGACUCACUAUUUUAGAUAGUGAUUAAAGGGCUGGUACUAAUGAAGAGUUACAACUCAUAUAUUUAGUUUCAGAUGUGCCUAUACUUAGGCACACCAUACUGUUACAUUAUAAUACUUUUUUAUGAUGUCAUUUAUCCAAAGAUUUUUACAUCAGUUUAUGACCUAAUGAGGUAUUAUUUUUUUCCUAUAGUAUGUUGCUUGUUAUUGCAAAUACUGUAAUCUUGAGACCAAAAGUAACAAGUUGUCCUUGGACCAAUCUAUGUUAAAAUGUAUAUAAUAUGUAUGACUCAAUUCAGUGUGUACUCAUAUGUGUUUUUUUAUAAAAGUGUACAGUUCAUUUUAUAAAUGUUCCUUAGAUAUUGAUGUUGAUGAUAUUGAUAGUUCUACACAACAGAUAAUCUAAUUAUCAGUGCUGUACUGAGCUUUGUUCAUGUAUUACUUUAAUGUUGCAGUUAUGAUAAUUUUAUCGGCUCAGAGUAUACGAAGACACCAUUGUACAAUAUCUUGUUUAAUAUAAGUGAUUCUGACUGAUGUCUGGCCUUUAUCAUUUAUAAGAAAUAAUAUUAAAACACACAAGUAUUAUAGUCAACUAUGGCUUUGAUUAUCAUAACAACUGCCAUGUCGGUUAUCUAUACUUUUAUAAAAUCCUUCACAGUACUGUAAAUGCUGGAAAGUAACAGAUAUAAUAAAUUAAUCCCAAAGA
Molecule: messenger RNA, 2747 nt
Organism: Plectropomus leopardus (leopard coralgrouper)
Lineage: Eukaryota; Metazoa; Chordata; Actinopteri; Perciformes; Serranidae
Product: CTTNBP2 N-terminal-like protein
Source: RefSeq, a predicted model, not a curated record